AUGUUGUUGUCUUCUUUCACAGCCUACUCUAAAUCAUGUGUGAUGGCUCUUCCUCACACACACUCACAAGCCUUCUCUUCGUCCACAUCUUCUCUUUUAAUAUCAACCUCAAACUCCUUCAGCAAUAUUCUUGGUCGUGCCAUACAAUUCUGGAGUCCUCUCCAUUGAUUGAGUUGAGAAUAUGCCGGGACUAAGAGCGCCUUCCGACUAUUCCCAAGAACCUCCUCGCCACCCUGCUCUUCUCGUUAAUUCUAAGGAGCCUUUCAAUGCGGAGCCACAUCGUUCAGCUUUAGUUUCAUCUUAUGUGACGCCUGUCGAAUUCUUCUAUAAGAGGAACCACGGACCAGUUCCAGUAGUCGAUGACAUUGACAAAUACAGUGUUUCUAUCAGGGGCCUAAUAGAACAUCCCAAAGAGCUCUACAUGAAAGAUAUCCUGAAGCUUCCAAAAUAUGCCAUCGCUGCCACCCUACAGUGUGCUGGCAAUAGGAGGACGGCCAUGAGCAAAACUCGAAAGGUUAGAGGAGUUGGAUGGGACAUUAGUGCCAUAGGAAAUGCUGUUUGGGGUGGGGCAAAAUUAGCAGAUGUUCUCGAACUGUUUGGUAUUCCUAAGUCCUCAAAUAAAUCACCGUGUGGGGGAAGACAUGUAGAAUUCAUAAGCAUCGAUAGGUGUAAGGAAGAGAACGGAGGCCCUUAUAAAUCAUCAAUUCCAUUAAGUCAGGCCACAAACCCUGAAGCUGAUGUUUUACUAGCUUAUGAGAUGAAUGGAGAGACUCUUAACAGGGAUCAUGGAUAUCCCCUGCGCGUGAUUGUCCCUGGUGUUAUUGGUGCUCGUUCUGUCAAAUGGCUUGAUUCCAUCAAUAUCAUUGCAGAAGAAUGCCAGGGCUUCUUUACGCAAAAGGAUUAUAAAAUGUUUCCACCUUCAGUCAAUUGGGAUAACAUCGAUUGGUCGACAAGGCGGCCACAAAUGGAUUUUCCUGUUCAGAGUGCAAUAUGUUCUCUCGACGAUGUAAACAAUGUAAAACCUGGAAAGCAGAUAAAUAUCAAGGGUUAUGCAGUAUCAGGAGGCGGACGAGGCAUAGAGAGAGUUGAUGUAUCCAUAGAUGGUGGGAAGACGUGGGUGGAAGCCUCCAAAUCUCAGAAAGCUGGAAUUCCAUAUAUUUCUGAUGAUACAAGUAGUGAUAAAUGGGCAUGGGUGCUUUUUGAGGCUGAGGUCGACGUCCCAGAGACCACUGAAAUUGUUGCCAAAGCGGUGGAUAUAGCUGGAAAUGUCCAACCGGAAAAUGCAGAAGUAAUUUGGAACUUGAGGGGGAUACUAAACACCUCAUGGCAUCGAGUUAAUGUUCAGAUUAGUCACUCUAAUCUGUAGGCAAAAGCAGUGAGGCCCUUCCCUACCACCCUUCUGCAUGGACAGCAAACUGUUAAGCGCCUGAGAAGUGAUAGAUAUUGGUAUAAGAGAUAUUUGCCAUCCCUUGUGAUUUUUAGGCGAUAGUUCUGAUUUUCCUCUGUUUUGUUUAAAUGGUAUAUCUGUUGCCUCUUGGUAACAAAUUCUUUGUUUCCAUGCUUGCUUCUAUGCCUCAUUGCUAAA
This is a messenger RNA of Sesamum indicum (sesame), 1585 nucleotides long. The record is from RefSeq and is a predicted model, not a curated record. NCBI's taxonomy places the organism in Eukaryota, Viridiplantae, Streptophyta, Magnoliopsida, Lamiales, Pedaliaceae.